Messenger RNA from Sander lucioperca (pikeperch), 2237 nucleotides. It is a transcript of the gene abhd17b, whose product is annotated as abhydrolase domain containing 17B, depalmitoylase. The transcript has 4 exons. NCBI's taxonomy places the organism in Eukaryota, Metazoa, Chordata, Actinopteri, Perciformes, Percidae. The coding region runs from base 561 to 1427 and encodes 288 amino acids. Gene Ontology annotation, biological process: protein depalmitoylation. The record is from RefSeq and is a predicted model, not a curated record. Gene Ontology annotation, molecular function: palmitoyl-(protein) hydrolase activity. Gene Ontology annotation, cellular component: plasma membrane; endosome membrane.
GCUCGUUUCAUCAACUUCUUUGCUAUUGGUCCGUAGUGCUAGCAAUCACGUCCCUCCUUCCUCAAGAAGCAGAGUGAUUUUUUUUUUUUUUUCACAACGAAAGCGGGGAUGUUUCGGAGGCAAGCGGCGGUACUGUGAACUGAUUGCCAAACCACCACGGACGUGAGAAAAUAAUUAAGUUCAUUUUAGACCUUUAUUGAAUGUCCCCAUGCCGCUAUUAAGCUGUAUAGACUUUAACAUUGUGAAUGAAUCGACCUCGUUGUCGUUCAGGACCGUACGUUGAGAAAAACCGAGUGGAGAAAAAAAGAAACGACAAUUUCGGAGGCUGCCUGGUCUGGACCCGGAGGACGAAGCUGACAUCGCCAACAAAUAGCCUAGCUAGGACACGGAACCGAGGAUAAUCUGUCCGAGGAUAACCUUGUCAAUCUCCUGGCGUCGAGUAGAAGAUAAGUUAGCUGGCUCGGUGCGAAGAUAGCACCUGACUACGGUGAAUACUGUCAGUUAAAAAUAGCAGGAAAACAAAACAAGCGUCCAACCGCCGUCCGUCCAGUGUUUUGAGGAUGAACCACUUAUCCCUCAGCGAGCUAUGUUGCCUGUUCUGCUGUCCGCCGUGCCCGAGCAAGAUCGCCUCUAAGUUGGCCUUCCUGCCGCCCGAGCCCACCUACAGCCUCAUCUCAGACGACAGCGGCAGCCGCUGGACGCUGCACCUCUCUGAACGCGCCGAUUGGCAGUACUCGUCCCGCGAAAAGGACGCCAUCGAGUGUUUCAUGACCCGCACCACGAGAGGGAACCGCAUUGCCUGCAUGUUUGUCCGCUGCUCGCCCAGCGCCCGGUACACGCUACUGUUCUCCCACGGCAACGCCGUGGACUUGGGCCAGAUGAGCAGCUUCUACAUCGGCCUGGGGUCGCGCAUCAACUGCAACGUCUUCUCCUACGACUACUCGGGCUACGGCGCCAGUUCUGGGAAACCCUCGGAGAAGAACCUGUACGCUGACGUAGACGCCGCCUGGCAGGCGCUCCGGUCACGGUACGGCAUCCGGCCAGAGAACGUGAUCGUGUACGGCCAGAGCAUCGGCACCGUGCCGUCUGUGGACCUGGCGUCGCGCUACGAGAGCGCCGCGGUCAUCCUCCACUCCCCGCUCACCUCUGGCAUGAGGGUGGCCUUCCCCGAAACCAAGAAGACCUACUGCUUCGACGCCUUCCCAAACAUUGACAAGAUUUCCAAGGUAACGUCGCCAGUGCUGGUGAUCCACGGCACAGAGGACGAGGUCAUCGACUUCUCCCACGGCCUGGCGCUGUAUGAGCGCUGCCAGCGCCCCGUGGAGCCGCUCUGGGUGGAGGGCGCGGGACACAACGACGUGGAGCUCUACGGACAGUACCUGGAGAGACUCAAACAGUUCGUCGCACACGAGCUCGUCAACCUGUAGAAGAGCUGGGGGAGGAGGAGGGGGGGGGGGGGGGGAAGAGGAGACAGGUUUUAAGGAGAGUUUGGAAGAUGAAGGGGUGAAACGUUUCCUUUUUUUUGUGAUGCAGGUAGAAGUGGUGUUUGUCUGUGUAGUGCUGAAGUUUCGGUGGUAGUCUUCUCUCUCCCCCUGGAGCUCCAGUCUCAGAGUCAGUACCGUCCGAUCCACACGCUGCAGCUGUGAACUUACCCAUCAUUUUGUUUUGCUUUUUAGAGUUUUUCUUUUUAUUACGUUAAAUUGCACAUCAUGAAAGAGGACGUAGACGUGUGCACAGACGACAUACCGUGUGUACGUGCCGUGUGUGUGUGUGUGUGUGUGUGUGUGUGUGUGUGUGUGUGUGUGUGUGUGUGUGUGUGUGUGUGUGUGUGUGUGUGUGUGUGCGUGCGCGCGAGUGUGCGUUUCACAUGUUUGCUGCCUUUUUGAGAAGGACGCGGUCCACUGUUCUUCGUGGAGGGUUUCUUGAGGCUUUUUCAGGUUCGGAGAAACCGCCUUGCUGCAAACUGGACUGGACCAGAAGUGGAACAGACUCUCUUUAAAUCCAGCUGAACUCUGUCUGAGUUCAAGUUCGGUCCUACACUCUGCAGUCACCAUGAUUUUUUUUUUUUUUUUUUUUUUUUUUGGAUUACUCUUUAUAUUUGUUUUUAUAUUAUACAUGAUAUUUGCACGUAUCAGCUGCCACUGAAGACGAGACAAACUGACAUUAUCUAGCUGUGCCAGUGUUGCCAAAUGUUUAGUUUAUAUAUACAUAUACGUAUAGCAGAGAGCUGGACACAC